CGACGCGGAUCUGGGUCUCCCCGGACAAUGGCUAAGUUCGUGAUCGCUGGUAAAGCAGAUUGUCCAUUUUAUGCUAAAGCAGAACUUCUGGCAGAUUAUUUACAAAAGAAUCUUCCGGAUUUUCGGAUAUUUAAAAUCACACAACAUCCUGAUGUUUGGGAGAAGUGGCUGAAAGGGGUGUGUGAAAAGAACAGAUGGAAUCACAAAAGAUCCCCAAUCAUCUGGAGAGAGAUGAUUGAUCGUGGAGGAAAGGGUCUACUCCUGGGUGGAUAUAACGAGUUCCUGGAGUAUGCUCAGCUGUAUUAUGGUGUCACCUCUAGUAUGACAACUCAGAUGAUGAUGGUAAUUGCCCAAGAGAAUCUGGAAACACAUAUAGAAAAAGAACUGGAGAAAGAAGCCUUGAAAGAUCUUAUCAGCCCCUUGCAGGUCUGGAUCACCAGUGCAACCACCCCUGUUAGCUACAGCCUAAUCCCCAUACUGACCAGCGGUGAAGUGUUUGGCAAGAACACAGAAAUCAGCCUAACUCUAUUUGACCAGCAGAAGGUGGAACAUUAUCUCAAAGUCAUAGUGAUGGAGAUGCAGGACAUGGCAUCUCAGCUCCUCCUCAGAAUCUCCUACUGCACCAAGAUAGAAGAGGCUUUCCGCCAGGCUCAAGUCAUCAUCAUCCUGGAUGAAAGCACUGACAAGGAGGUGACCAGCCUGGAGGACUGCCUGAGGAGCAAGGUGUCACUGUGUCGCCUCUACGCAUACCAGAUAGAGAAAAAUGCCCAUGAGUCUGUCAAGGUCAUCGUGGGAGGAAAAAGCUUUGUGAACCUGAAGGCGAUUUUGCUUAUGCAGUAUGCCCCACGUAUCGCACGCAACGUUAUUGCUGUAGCCAUGGGUGUGGAAGGCCAAGCCAGAGCCACAGUGGCCAGAAAGUUGAAAACAACUGCCUCACUCAUCAAAGAUGUGAUCAUUUGGGGCAACAUCAGUGGGAAUAACUAUGUUGAUCUGAGGAAGGCAAGGGUUUAUGGAUAUGAUAGUGCCAUUUGGGGACCUCCUAAUUAUUCUCGCCCAGUUUUAAGCUUGAUUUUUGACAGUGACUGGCUACAAAAAGAAUUUGUGAUGACUCUUAAAAACAUGACAGCCACAGGAAAACACUUUGGGAGCAUUUUGGCUGCACAUAGCAUCACUACUACUUUGAAAUACUGGUACCAUGGUUCACCACCUGGGGAGAUUGUGUCCUUAGGAGUAUUGAGUGAAGGCCAGUUUGGUAUUCCUGAAGGGAUUGUCUUUUCUAUGCCUGUGAAAUUUGAGAAUGGGACUUGGAUAGUUCUUACUGAUCUUGAGGACAUUGACCUAAAUGGAAAAAUAAUGAAGAGCUUGACAAGAGAUCUGUUUCAGGAGAAACUUGUUGCACUUGGACACAACACAAUUUUUCAGCCUUACAAAUCAGAAUCUCAAUUAAUCAAGAAGUAUGAAGACUUGUCCCUUUCCGCCCAAUAUGAAAAACAGGAAGUACAAGUAGAAAUACAAACCCCGCUUACACGUCAAGUUUCAGAUACUAAAGACAGCCUGUACUAUGAUAUGCUCACAGACGAAGAAAAAGAACAAAUUUUAUCAGAUGACUCUGAUGGCAAAACUGACGAAUACCAACAGCUCUAAUUGGACCAAAUAUAUUAAUAUGGAACUGUCAUAAAGACCUGUGUGUGUAUUUAGGGAAGAAUGAUUUGGAAGAAUUUGUUUAGUCUUAAGUAGCAUUAUGCAAGGCAUAACAGCGCAAUAUAUGUUCUCUGUAGUCACUGUGAUGUAUGUUUAUGAUUGCAUUUCCUCA
Molecule: messenger RNA, 1813 nt
Organism: Dipodomys ordii (Ord's kangaroo rat)
Lineage: Eukaryota; Metazoa; Chordata; Mammalia; Rodentia; Heteromyidae
Gene: Mdh1b
Product: malate dehydrogenase 1B, NAD (soluble)
Exons: 12
Coding region: 28-1644 (538 amino acids)
Biological process (GO): malate metabolic process; tricarboxylic acid cycle; oxaloacetate metabolic process
Molecular function (GO): L-malate dehydrogenase (NAD+) activity
Source: RefSeq, a predicted model, not a curated record